Messenger RNA from Meloidogyne enterolobii, 1203 nucleotides. Lineage: Eukaryota; Metazoa; Nematoda; Chromadorea; Rhabditida; Meloidogynidae. The record is from the annotation of a GenBank genome assembly.
UUUUUUAAUAUAUUUUGUUUUAAUAAAGAAAAUAUUGUACAAAUGAGCACUUCGUCGAACAACGAGCUUUGGUUAAUAUCCGCUCCAGGUGAAUCUACACCUUUAGAAACUUGGGAUCGUUUACAGCAAACAACACAAAAUUUAUCUGUCAACAGUAAAUUCAAUAUUCCUGAUUUAAAGGUUGGCACUUUGGAUCAAUUAGUUGGUCUUUCAGAUGAUUUAGCAAAAUUGGAUACUGCUGCAGAACAGACAACUAGAAAAUUAGUUCAAUAUUUCUCUGAAGUGUUAGAAGAAGAAAGAAAUAAAUUGCAAGAGAAUUUGGUUAUUGGAAAUAAGGAUGUUCACACUUACGUAACAAAAUUUCAAUGGGAAGCUGCCAAGUACCCUGUUAAACAAUCGCUUAAAGUUCUUUCUGAAAUUAUUGGCAAACAAGUAACACAAAUAGAUAAUGACCUCAAAACGAAGGCUACAGCUUAUAAUAAUUUAAAAAAUACACUUGCUUCUAUUGAUCGAAAAGCAGCAGGUUCUUUAGUAACAAAAGAUCUUUCGGAUAUUGUCAAAGCUGAUAAUUUUGUUCUAGGCUCUGAGUAUUUACAGACUGUUUGUGUUGCUGUUCCAAAACUUCAAAUAAAAGAAUGGGAAAGUAGUUAUUUUACUUUUGCAAAUAUGGUUGUCCCUGGGUCUGCUCAAAAAAUUGUUGAGGAUCAGGAACAUGCUCUCUAUACUGUUACUUUAUUUAAGAAGGUGAUUGAUGAAUACAGAGCAAAUUGUAGAGAGCAAAAAUUUAUUGUUCGUGAUUUUGUCUAUGAUGAACAAUCAUUAAAAGCUGGCAGAAGUGAAAGAGACAAACUUGUCCAAGAAAAACAACGUUUGUAUGCUCCUUUGGUUCGAUGGCUAAAAAUUAAUUUUGGAGAGAUUUUUUCUGCUUAUAUGCAUGUAAAGGCUUUGAGAGUUUUUGUUGAAUCUGUUUUGAGGUAUGGACUUCCAGUUAAUUUCCAAGCAGUUUUGAUGGAGCCGUUAAAGAAUUCACAGAAACGAUUGAGAAGUGAACUUAAUAAACUCUAUCUUCAUUUGGAUGGAUCUGCUAGUGGACCUAUAGAGACAUUUGAUGAUGCUCCAACUCUUGUUUCAUUGGGGGUUCAUGAUUAUUACCCUUAUGUUUGGUUUAGAUUAAAUAUAGACUUUUUAGAGAAACGGUUGUGA